Epinephelus fuscoguttatus (brown-marbled grouper) is the source of this 4866-nucleotide messenger RNA. RefSeq names its product laminin subunit beta 3 (gene lamb3). NCBI's taxonomy places the organism in Eukaryota, Metazoa, Chordata, Actinopteri, Perciformes, Serranidae. The record is from RefSeq and is a predicted model, not a curated record. Gene Ontology annotation, cellular component: basement membrane. Gene Ontology annotation, biological process: axon guidance. The transcript is spliced from 23 exons. Bases 104 to 3607 code for a protein of 1167 amino acids.
UGUUUAUAAAGCAGGAGCUUAGCAGCAACACACAGUUUAAUACAGCAGAUAACAGAGCUGAUACAAUACAGACCGCCAGACUUUUCCAUAAGAAGAACUCAUCAUGAGGUUACUUUUACUUUUUGCUGCCAUAAGUGCAGUAUCACAGGCCCAGACCGACUGCUCUCGGGGGGCUUGUUACCCACCCAGCGAUGACCUGCUCCUUGGCAGGGCUGACCAACUCCAUGCCACCUCAACCUGUGGCCUCACGGGCUCCGAGGUCUACUGCACCCCAUACCAACAGAGGAGGAUGAAGUGUUGUCCAUGUGACUCCAGGAAUCCAGACGGUCCACUGGCCCACACUGUCCAGGAAGUCCUGUCCACUUCUGCACCAAACAGAUGGUGGCAGUCCAGGAAAGAGGUGGAUCCAGUCACUCUCCAGUUGGACCUCGACAACCUUUUCCAGCUUGACAACCUGGUGCUCAACUUCAAGGGUCCUCGUCCCAAUGCCUUUGUUAUAGAGAAGACACUAGAUAAAGGCAAAACGUGGCAGCCUGCUCUCUACUUGGCUACAGACUGUGACAGAACUUUUCCUGGAGUUCCCACAGCGACACCCCUGACCCUAGACGAUACAUACUGCUACACACUGCCCCCUACUGGAGGAAACCCAUACCAAGACCACACAAUCCAGUUCAGUCCUUUGCGUCAGUAUGCUUACGUCCCAGCUACCAAAAGCCAAAAAAUUGAAGAUGUGUCUGCAAUAACGGGGCUGAGGGUGAAGAUGACGGAGCUUGGCGAUGUGCCACGUCUACCAGGCAGAGCUCUCAGUAGGUUUUUUGCCCUGAAGGAGAUGAAGGUGAUAGGCAGCUGUAUGUGCCAUGGACACGCCAACCGAUGCCUGCCAGAAACAUACAACAAUCCACUGCCCAACAGUAUACAGGUGAGUCCUCAGUGUGACUGCGAGCACAACACAGCAGGUAUGAACUGUGAGGUUUGUGCCGAUCUCUACAAUGAUCUGCCCUGGAGACCUGCAGAGGAGGGAAACACUCACACCUGCAAACGCUGUGAGUGUAACAACCACGCCCAGCGCUGUCACUUUGACCAGGUGGUGUAUGAGGCCAGUGGGCGGAAGAGUGGAGGUGUCUGUGAGGGUUGUUUACACCAUACAACAGGGCCAAAGUGUGACCAGUGUGCCCCAGGCUACCAGCCAAACCCUCGCAGCCGAAUGGACCGCCCUGAUGCCUGCAUACGCUGUACAUGCAGUGCUGAGGGGACAGUGAACGGGGGUCGGUGUGACGACAGCACAGGCUUGUGUCAAUGCAAAGUGAACGUUGAAGGUCCCCGCUGUGACCGCUGUAAGAGAGGCUACUACGACCUCAGUGCCUCCAACCCUCUGGGCUGCUCAAAGUGUUCCUGUUCACCAGACGGGUCACUGUCAGAUGCUUGUGACCCGCUUACCGGCCAGUGUCCCUGCCGUCCCCACUUCCACGGCCUGACGUGUGACGUGUGUUCAAAAGGCUACUGGCAACCACCCCUGUCAGGACGCUGCCAACCCUGCAACUGUGACCCCACCAGGUCAUACAGUGAUGCUUGUGAUCAGGUGACAGGUCAGUGUCCAUGCAGACGAGGCUUUGGAGGCCUAACAUGUAGCGGGUGCCCAGACAACACAUAUGGAGACUCUCUCUUAGGCUGCCGACAGUGUCAGUGUGAUAUUGAAGGAACACUUCCAGAAGUUUGCGACAAGAAGACAGGAGCCUGUUUGUGUCGGCCAGGUGUCAUUGGUACUCGCUGUGACACCUGCAGUAAAGGACACUGUGACUCCUUCCCUAGCUGCGAGAAAUGUCCCUCCUGCUUCUUCACCCUGGACGCCCAGAGACAGAACCUCAGCUCAGUUCUUGAGAGACUCUCCCCGAAAUUGCCUACUCGUCCUGGAGGUACUGGUGAUCUUGGAAACUUUGGACCUCGUAUCCGUGCCCUGGAGGCCAGCCUGAAACAGAUCCGGGACUCCAUCUCCCUUCCUCCCAGUACUGCCUCACAGGUCAAUGAUGCUCUGUCCCAACUGGACAAGCUCAGGGACCAGAUGGACAAAGUUAACGAUGACCUUCCACCCCUGGCAAAAACUCCUAAUCUGGACACAGAGCUGGACAAAAUGCAGGAUCUGCUGAACAGCCUCAAUAAAGAAUACAAAGCCAAGAAAGAUGCAAAGGACAACUCUGUUAGUUCAAACAAUACAGGAGCUAUUUCUGCAAUCAAGAACGCCUACGAUGAGUCCAAAGAUGCAGCUGACAAAGUAGAAGCGAGCAAAAAACCAGUGAAGGAAUCAGCUGACAUACGAGAAGAUACUUUGGACCUUCAAAAGCAAGUUCAGCCAGGCAACACCAGAGACCUGGAUAAACUGAACCAAAACAUGGCCUCCCGACCUGACCUCACUCCUGUUGCCAAACAGGUAUGUGGCAGUGUUCGCUCAAAGCCCUGCACCCCUCUCCAGUGUGAAGGUGGAGAUCUGUGUCCACCUCCUGGAACCCCACCUUGUAAAAAAGGUGAGAAGUGCGUGGGCGCCCUCCCUCUGAGCAAGAGGGCUGACGCUGAUGUUAAGGAUGUGAAGGACCGACUGGACAGUCUCGCUGGGAAGAUCACAGAGGCUGCAGAGAAGCUCCAGGAUACACAGGACACAACCAAUCAGGUGCGAAAGUCUGCAGAGAAACUGUCCAAUAAGAUGAAGCAGGCCAGAGAUGACCUAGAAGACGACUUGAAAGAGACGCGUGACGUUGUAAAAGACCUCAAAGAUUUCCUGACAGACCCAUCCUCCAACCUGACCCAGAUCCAGGAGGUGAGCGACUGGAUCCUGAAAGCCAAACUGCCUCUCAACCUUGCUGCUCUAAAGAGGAAGCUGGAGGAUCUGAAGAAUCUGGCAGCCAGUUUACCAGACAGCACUGCUGUGUUGAACAAUGCCGAGCCGCAACUGGAAACAGCCAAGAAACUGUUGAAGGAAGCCAAGGCUGCCAGGGAUAUGGCACUGGGAGUAAAGGACAACGUGGAUGACUUGGUGACAAACUUAACCACAACGGAGGACUCCCUCGCUGACCUGGAGGACAAACUGCAGGACAGCAUGGAUCUCAUAGACAACCUGAACAACAGUCUGACUAUGGCCAAAGACAAGCUAAGCCCAGCUGAGAAGGCUCUGGAUGAUGUUUCAACAGUGAUGAAGCCAAUAAAGCCUCAACUAGACGAGCUCAAAGACCUGCUGCAGGAUGCAAAGCAGGAAGCCCAGGAUGCACAGGACAAUGCAGACAAAGCUGAAGAUGAAGCAGAUGCAGCAGAAAAGGAACUGUUGUCCGUGGAGGACCUGCUAGACCGUCUCAAAGACGCGGCUCCAACUCCUGGGCCAGGUGGAGGCGCAGGGCCGGUGGGGGAUCGACUGGCGAAGCUGAAGGAUGAUGCUGGAGUUCUGGCCAACACCACUGAAAACAUGUUGAAGUCUCUGGAAGGUAAAGCUGAUACCCUUAGGACGCUGCAGGACGAGAUCCUUCAGAAGUCAACAAAGCUCGAAGGACUCGACACUAAGCUUAAAGACCUUUUGAAAGCACUUCGAAAGAAAGCCAGUGACCUCAGCACCUGUCAGGGCUAAAAGUCCCCAAGCUGCCCUCCGAGCAGCAUCUGCUGCUGCCAUCACUGCAGCACUUCAUACCAGCCUUCCACACCAUUUACACCUUCUACUGUCAAAAAAAGCUGUCACUUUACUAAGGGGAAUUCCUCACUAACUCUGGGACACUGCUAUACCAUAACACGACCAUAACAUAGAGAGGUGAAGCCCCCCCCCCCCCCCCUUUCGGUGGCCCUCAUGGGACCUUAAUUGGAAAAAACUAUGGAUGGUAGUCAACAGCGACAAGUCAGUUUAUUAACCCUUUUACACAUAUGAUGUUUGUCAAUGUAAAAGAUACUUGUGCAAGUCAAAAAAAGUUGCACUUUGUUGUAGGUUUGUCUUAGCAUUGCUGGAUUGGGUGUGAAACCAUUUAGUGAACUACAUUUCUCGACUCAUGGUCCAUACACAAAUGUAACAUUAUCUUACCAGAUGUAUUUUAUUCAGCGACUCCUGGCCUUUUUAUCAGCUGGGAGGCAAAAGAACGAGCAAGACCUGUUGCCUGUGUGAGUACAGCCCAGUACGAAGCACACAAGCAUUGUAGCUUCAAGAGAGGAAGUCUUAUGCUUCAAUAGUUUUAAAAUAAACUGUGACUUUCCUAACCUGCAAAAUUAUCUUAUUUAUCAACAAACAUCAUAUGUAUAUACAAUGCUGAUUUUUGGGAGUAAGGUCCUACGGAGGUCCAAUGUAAUGGGAUGGACUUCACCACUCUAUUGCACCUCUUCUCUGGCAGUUGUCAAAGAAUUGUGGGAAAUGUAGGAAGUCAUUAUCUGGGGUUGAAUGAGAUAGAAAGAGCGUUCAGGCUGAGGUAAACUUUUACUCUCCACCUGGAAUACACUGAGCAUUAAAGACUAGUUAUAACUGGGUCAAAGUAGGUGGGAGUGGGUGGGGGGUGGGGUUGUAUUGUGAUGUGUGUCUCAAUGUGUGUAUAAAUACAUUUUAAAAGUACCAAUAUUAUCACAUUGUAUGGCUACAUAUCGAUAUUUGGUCAAAAACAUUGUGUUAUUGUAAGUUUGUCAAUAUCAUUUUCAUCAUUGAGCAUUUUAUCUAGAAAAAUAUCACAGCCUUUGACUUUCUGACAGCAAACUUUUAUUUGUCAGCAGCAAUACACUCUACUGUGAACGUAACAUCACAGUUACUGCAUUUUUAGGACUGAAAAAGAGGGUGAAUGUUACAUUAUUUAUUUUCUGUUUUUCAUCUGUUGUUUGUGCAGAAUCCACAGUAUUUAAAUAAAAGCCCAUAAAUGA